AUGCCUCGCACAAAAACCAAGACCAAGAGCGAAGAUCUCGCCCGAAUUCGCAAUAAUCAACGGCGAUCAAGGGCAAACCGACUAGCAUAUAUUCGCGACUUGGAGGAAAAGGCCAGAAAAUACGACGAGUUAAUUGCAUCAACACCUCCACCGUCACUAUCAGCAUUUGACAAAUUGCAAUCCGAAAAUGCCUGGAUGAGAGGGUUACUGGCUACCCUAGACAUCAACUUCAACUCUUUGGAUGCACCCCCCGGGAGCAUUCACGACAGGGAACCCAAUAUGGUAUCGGCGAUCACCGGCUCGUUCGCUAGUAGCGUGGAGACUCGCCAAUCUUGGGAAAAUUCAACUCCCUUGUCAUUUUGGGAGCAAUGGGAUUCGUCGGGUCUAUCGCCUGACAUGGGGCUAGAUUUCAAUAUCCCGUUACUGUCGAACGACGUCAAUAAUUUGGCCAAUUUGAAUCCUCCCUUGGCAGAACCGACAGACCCGAACCUUGAGGCUAGCCAGUACCAGGGGAGCCAGGAGGGCACUGAAGCAAGUGUUCCGAGCAACAGGAAUACGACACUAUGCUCUUUAGCAUGUCAAUGGGUGAUCCAAUGCAAUACCAAAGGUGUGGAAUUGGAUGUCUUGUACUUCCGGAUGGAGCGUGGUUUCAAGCAAGGUAACAGUCCGCUGGAGGGAUGCAGGGUGGAUAAUCAAGUUCUUCUUAAAGUUUUGACGGAAAUAUCUUGA
Messenger RNA from Penicillium samsonianum, 729 nucleotides. Its product is annotated as bZIP transcription factor. Bases 1 to 729 code for a protein of 242 amino acids. Lineage: Eukaryota; Fungi; Ascomycota; Eurotiomycetes; Eurotiales; Aspergillaceae. The transcript has 3 exons. The record is from RefSeq and is a predicted model, not a curated record.